AUGUCCUUUUUGUCGCCAUCAUUGAAACUGGAAAAUCUUUCCGACAAACCUAUAAUGAGUCUAGACUAUUUGCCAGAAGAAAAGCGUUACAAUAAAAAUAAUAUCGUUGCUAAGUGGUGUGCACCGAUGAAUGGUAAAAUGUACCGCAUUGAACUAGAACAUGGCACCACAAGCGGUAGACGUAUGAUAUGGGUAAACGGAAAGGAAGUUUUACGACGUGAUUGGAUGUUUAAAUUAGUAGGAGAGGAUACUUUUUAUAUCGAAGAAUCGCGAUGCAUUAUAAGAGUCAAUCCAGCACCAGGUUUUAAAUAUGAAUACCUAUUAUUUAUUGAUGGUAAGCCACAUGAACAAUAUACAGAGGAACAAACAAAACAGUAUCGUCUGUGGCUUGUGACACUUAACGACGUUGAGUAUCGUAUAAUGCUUGAUAUAGAUUCCUUAAACUUGUAUUUAAAUGAUAACGUUCGAGAGGAAACGAGUGAAUUUGUCGAUGGUGGCACAGAUACAAGAUUCUAUGAAAAUGAUAACGAGAUUGUUUUACAAGCACGUUCAAGUGGCAACAAACAUGAUGGCAUUGUUCAUACACUUAUUGUUAAUGGUGAAGUUGUUCCAGAAGCCAAAAUUCAGGAAAUCUUGCAAGAACCUGUUUCGAUAUUGUCUACCUAAACCUAAAAGUAAUUUAAAGUAUAAAUUAAAGUAGGAGAAGAUUUGUAUA
Messenger RNA from Teleopsis dalmanni, 715 nucleotides. Its product is annotated as fas apoptotic inhibitory molecule 1-like. Bases 1 to 666 code for a protein of 221 amino acids. The transcript is spliced from 3 exons. The record is from RefSeq and is a predicted model, not a curated record. Gene Ontology annotation, biological process: canonical NF-kappaB signal transduction; negative regulation of extrinsic apoptotic signaling pathway via death domain receptors; positive regulation of neurogenesis. NCBI's taxonomy places the organism in Eukaryota, Metazoa, Arthropoda, Insecta, Diptera, Diopsidae.